This is a messenger RNA of Syzygium oleosum, 3087 nucleotides long. Its product is annotated as protein PAT1 homolog 1-like. Gene Ontology annotation, biological process: P-body assembly; deadenylation-dependent decapping of nuclear-transcribed mRNA. Gene Ontology annotation, cellular component: P-body. The record is from RefSeq and is a predicted model, not a curated record. Gene Ontology annotation, molecular function: RNA binding. NCBI's taxonomy places the organism in Eukaryota, Viridiplantae, Streptophyta, Magnoliopsida, Myrtales, Myrtaceae. Bases 192 to 2615 code for a protein of 807 amino acids. The transcript is spliced from 5 exons.
UCGAGCUUAGUAGCUUCCACCCCACCUCCUCUUAGGUUCUCCCAUUUCCGCGUUCUCGGCGUAGCUGUUGUCAUGCUCGAUACGGCCCCGGCUCUGUCGGUGCCGCUCCUCCUCCUACCCUAGAGCUCCGUGGUCCCUCUGGGGUUCUAGGGUUACGGAGCUUCGGCCGUUUCGCCCCCCCCGCAACGCUCAUGGAGAGAUCCGACUCCAAGGAUUCCAAGGAAUUCCGUGACGGCUCCUCAGAUGCGCUCUUCGAUGCAUCCCAAUAUGCAUUUUUUGGUCAAAAUCUUGUGGAAGAAAUGGAAUUAGGGGAGCUAGAAGAUGGCGAAGGAGACUUCCCCUUUUUUGGACCUGCAGAUGAUGAGUAUCAUUUAUUUGAUAGAGAAGAGGGUAGCGGUCUGGGAUCUCUAUCUGAAGUGGAUGAUCUGGCCACUACUUUUGCUAAGUUGAACCGAGUAGUCACAGGACCAAGGAACCCAGGUGUCAUCGGGGACAGAGGAUCAGGAUCCUUCUCCAGGGAAAGUUCAUCAGCCACUGAUUGGGCACAAGAUGGAGACUUUUCCACCUGGUUGGAUCCUUAUUCGUUUGAUGCAGAAAAUGCUCAAGAAGGCAAGAGAUGGUCAUCUCAACCUUCUCCUCGUUAUGCAGACUCAAAGCCUUUGUACAGAACGUCCUCCUAUCCUCAGCAGCAACCCCAUCUCCAUCACUUCUCAAGUGAACCAAUUCUGGUGCCUAAAUCGGCAUUCACAUCAUUCCCUCCUCCCGGGAGUAGAUCUCAGCAGGCUUCACCUCGAAACCCAAACAUGCCCUCUUUAACUGGUGGAUCGCAGUUGCCUUUCUCUGCACCAAUCUUCUCUCCUUUAUCUAACAACAAUCUUCAGGUUGCUGGUUUAUCCCAUGGGCUUGAAUAUGGUAAUAAUGUGCCUCAAUUCACCCCUUCUGGCCUUCCUUUUAGUAACAGGUCACAAAGCCACUGGGUCAACCAAGCUGGCGUACUUCAUGGUAGUCAGUCUGGAAUCUUGAAAAACAUAAUGCUACAACAACAAUUAUCUCAUCAAAAUGGGUUUAUUUCCCCGCAUCUGAUGUCACCUCAUCAGCAGCUCCAACACCAAAGGCUCCAUUCCCUUCAGUCAUCUUUGGCCCAUUAUGCUGCCCUGCAUUCCCCACUCUACAGUACUCAUCCUCCACCUUCGCAUAAAAUGAUUCUAGGGUUGUCUGAUGUUAGAGAUCACAGACCCAAAUCAUCACAAAGAGGGAAACAGAGUGUACGCUUUUCUCAACAAGGAUCCGAUCUCAGUAGCCAGAAAAGUGAUACCAUUUCUAUACAGUUCAGAUCCAAGUAUAUGACUUCUGAGGAGAUUGAAAGUAUUCUUAAAAUGCAGCAUGCUGCAACCCACAGCAAUGAUCCUUACAUAGAUGAUUAUUACCACCAAGCACGUCUUGCCAGUAAAUCUUCCGGGUCAAGAUCGAAGCAGCGUUUUUGUCCUUCCCAUCUUAGAGAGCUCCCUUCUCGAUCUCGCAAUAGUUCUUCGGAACAGCAUUCUCAUCUCACUGCUGAUGCUGUUGGGAGGGUUCCAUUAUCUUCUGUUCGUAGGCCUCGCCCCCUCCUCGAGGUUGAUUCCCCGCCUAAUUCUGCUGAUGGCAACUCUGAGCAGAAGGUUGUAGAGAAGCCUCUGGAACAGGAACCGAUGCUUGCCGCCAGAAUUACCAUCGAGGACAGCCUCUGUGUCCUCCUUGAUGUGGAUGACAUUGAUCGCCUCUUGCAGUUUACUCAGCCCCAAGAUGGUGGAACCCAGUUGAGGCGGAAGCGGCAGAUUCUUCUGGAAGGUCUAGCUGCAUCACUCCAGCUUGUGGACCCACUGGGCAAAAGUGGACACACAGUUGGGCUGGGCCCGAAGGAUGACAUUGUCUUUCUUCGGUUGGUUUCCAUCCCUAAGGGCAGGAAGCUCCUAUCCAGGUACCUCCAGCUUCUCUUCCCAGGUAGUGAGCUCGCUAGGAUUGUAUGCAUGACCAUUUUCCGCCACUUGAGGUUUCUUUAUGGUGGCCUUCCUUCUGAUCCUGGAGCAGCUGAGACAACCAUGAAUUUAGCCAAUACUGUUUCAAGGUGUGUCAGUGGAAUGGACCUUCGUGCGCUGAGCGCAUGUCUCGUUGCUGUUGUUUGUUCAUCUGAGCAGCCGCCACUUCGGCCCCUUGGAAGCGCAGCUGGAGAUGGGGCAUCUGUGAUUCUGAAAUCCGUUCUUGAAAGGGCGACCGACCUUUUGACCGGUCCCCAUGCCCCAAACAGCUGUAGCAUGCCCAAUCGUGCCCUCUGGCAAGCUUCCUUCAAUGAGUUCUUUGCUCUCCUUACAAAAUACUGCCUCACAAAAUAUGAAACUAUAGCUCAGUCAAUCUUGACCCAGACCCAAGUUAGCUCGGAAAUCAUUGGUACAGAGGCAGCCAGAGCAAUAAACCGGGAAAUGCCUGUGGAGCUUUUGCGUGCUAGUCUCCCUCACACCGACGAGAACCAGCGUAAGCUCUUGUUGGACUUCGCUCAACGAUCCAUGCCCAUAAAUGCAUUUAAUGCACGCAUGGGCGGUGGGAGCAGCCAAACAAACUCCGAGUCCGUGAGGGGGUAGUAAGACACGGUGUGGCGAUUGCAGGCGUCAUCAAGAAACUGUUGCAGAAUCUAGCUGCUUUUGAGAAGCUCCCCUCGGUUACUCAGUCAUGUGGAUAAAGGGAUGCUAGGGGGAAAAAAAGCAUGCAGUCCUCGAUUGUAGUAAAUCCUAGGAAACAGCUCUAUUCCCUUCUUCUUUCUUCUCUUCCCUUUUUAUGAUUUUUCGCCCUUUACUGUUCAAUUAAAACAGGAUUAGUGAUGUCGUUUCCAUGAUCGUAUGGAUGAAUGUGCAUUAAGAAGGAAGGUUCUUGAUGGGGGUUAAGUGGCGUCCUGGUUUCCUCUUGAGGAGCUAUAUUUUGCUGCUCCAUGUUGAAAAAGUCCGGGAGGAAAGUUGAAUUGUAGUGGAUACUGAAUGUUUAACAUGUACAUGGUAGUCUUGGGCAACAGCUCACCACUCUCCUAUUAAUGUGCUAUGUCGGCUGCUUUAUUUUUUA